Thermothelomyces thermophilus ATCC 42464 is the source of this 771-nucleotide messenger RNA. RefSeq names its product histone H3-like protein. The transcript has 3 exons. The record is from RefSeq and is a predicted model, not a curated record. Bases 95 to 574 code for a protein of 159 amino acids. Lineage: Eukaryota; Fungi; Ascomycota; Sordariomycetes; Sordariales; Chaetomiaceae. Gene Ontology annotation, molecular function: protein heterodimerization activity; structural constituent of chromatin; DNA binding. Gene Ontology annotation, cellular component: nucleosome.
CCAACCAACUAAGCGUCUCAAAUUGCACGAAAAUCAUCUCUUAGCUUGAUACGCCCACUCGCCCGAGCUAUAUCGAGCAAAGCUAGUCGUUACAAUGCCUCCAAAACAAGCUAAGCAACGACCUUCGGGCGGCGCGGCGGCAGCCGCAGCAGCUUCCCCGCGAGGGCGGCCACCGGCGGCGGUGACGGCGGCGGCGGCGAGGAGGAACAGGCCAAGCGACGUACAGCCAGGCGACCCCAUCCCGCAAGGCAAAAAGCGCCGCUACCGCCCCGGCACCCUCGCGCUCAAGGAGAUCCGCCGCUACCAAUCCAACACGGAUCUCCUCAUGUCCAAGCUCCCCUUUGCGCGUCUGGUCCGCGAGAUUGCCCUCCAGUUCCAACCGUCGCGCGAGGAGCUGCGGUGGCAGUCGCAGGCGAUCCUGGCGCUCCAGGAGUCCGCCGAGGCCUUCCUCGUCCACCUCUUCGAAGACACCAACCUGUGCGCGAUCCACGCCAAGCGGGUCACCAUCAUGCAGAAGGACAUCCAGCUCGCGCGGAGGAUACGCGGGGUCUGGGGCGGCGCCGGGUGGAUAUGAGAUGCGAGGGGGGAGGACGGCCUUUUCCCCCGUUUCUUCGCCCGAAUAGUGGCUCUCUUUUGAGCCGCGUGGACUUUUUGGGCAGUCAGGGGAGGGCCGAUGGGGGGGCCAAGGGCUUUGGUGUGUUCCUAUCUGGCGUUUGGCUGAUGCAGGAGUUACUGCGCGGUGCGGAAUCUGGGCUGGCUCGCUUUUCCAGC